Molecule: messenger RNA, 507 nt
Organism: Funneliformis mosseae
Lineage: Eukaryota; Fungi; Glomeromycota; Glomeromycetes; Glomerales; Glomeraceae
Source: the annotation of a GenBank genome assembly
AUGUCCGAAUCUAAUGAAGUUAAUGCUCAGUCAAAAAUUAAAGCGCGACUUUUAUCAUGCAAUCUUUUUUUGAGACCUCCACUUAUCAAAAAUAAUUACAGUGACUAUAAAGAAGAUAGACUCGCGUAUUUUAUCGAUAACGUAUUAGCUAAUUAUGAUAUAAUAUGCUUAGAAGAAAUGUUUAGCUUUGGAAGCAGUCGUCGUACUCGACUAUUGGAAGCUGCUGAUAAGGCAGGGUUCAAAUAUUCUUUGACCUUGCCUUGUAAGGUUGAAUUCAAAAUAGCAAUUGAUGGUGGGUUAGUCUUGUUGAUUAAAAAGGAACUUCCUUUGAAGGGACCCGUAAAAAUGAUGUCAUUAGAUAAAUUAAUGGCAUAUAAUCAACCUUACCAUUCCUUGUCAACCAGAAAGCGGAAAACGCUGAGAACAAAGACAUUUAAUAUCGCUUGUUCACCACCAUAUAAAGAAUCAGAUGUUUCAUCAUCUCGUAUUGAGAACGUUUCUGUUUAA